Drosophila gunungcola (fruit fly) is the source of this 1339-nucleotide messenger RNA. RefSeq names its product peptidoglycan-recognition protein LB (gene PGRP-LB). The record is from RefSeq and is a predicted model, not a curated record. Gene Ontology annotation, molecular function: N-acetylmuramoyl-L-alanine amidase activity; zinc ion binding; peptidoglycan binding. The transcript has 3 exons. Lineage: Eukaryota; Metazoa; Arthropoda; Insecta; Diptera; Drosophilidae. The coding region runs from base 458 to 1171 and encodes 237 amino acids. Gene Ontology annotation, biological process: innate immune response; peptidoglycan catabolic process.
CGGCAGCAGCAGCAGCAGCAGCAGCAGCAGCAACAGCAACAGCAACGCUAGCAGCGACGUCAGCAGCGGCGGUGCGAAUUCGGUGUGAAUUUUUCUAUAAACUCAGGCCCGCCCUUAUGCUGGCCAACAUUCGCGCUUGUGAUACGGAGCAUAAGGCCGCUAUGUGAGCGCUGCCAAAACCAAAGUCUGACCUUCACACACCGUCAAAAUUUGCACAACUCUUGCCACGAGAACCGGUAGCAGCCGACAAACAAACAAACAACGAAACAAACAACCAACCAAACAAACAAGUAGAAAAACCAAAUAACAAUCAACUAACUGCGAACAGCAAUCGACACAAAAGUUCCUAAAUCAAAGUCUCAUUUUCUACGCGCACACAAGUUCCUAAGUAGCAAAAAGCCAGCAAAACCAGCGCAACAGCAACAUCACAGCAGCAACAUCAGCCAAAAACAGCAACAUGACAGCACUGGGAUUAGUUUUGCUAUCAAUGAUGGGCUAUAGCCAGCACAUGCAGCAUGCGAAUUUGGGCGAUGGAGCGGCCACCGCUCGACUUCUGUCCCGCUCCGACUGGGGGGCCCGCCUGCCCAAGUCCGUGGAGCACUUCGAGGGUCCCGCCCCCUACGUGAUCAUCCACCACUCAUACAUGCCGGCGGUGUGCUAUAGCACUCCCGACUGCAUGAAGAGCAUGCGCGACAUGCAGGACUUUCACCAGCUGGAGCGCGGUUGGAACGACAUCGGCUAUAGCUUCGGCAUCGGCGGCGAUGGCAUGAUAUACACCGGAAGGGGAUUCAACGUUAUCGGAGCUCAUGCACCCAAGUACAAUGACAAGAGCGUGGGCAUCGUGCUGAUCGGAGAUUGGAGAACUGAACUGCCGCCCAAACAGAUGCUGGACGCGGCCAAAAACCUGAUCGCCUUCGGCGUGUUCAAGGGUUACAUUGACCCCGCGUACAAGCUGCUGGGCCACCGACAGGUUCGUGACACCGAGUGUCCCGGAGGCAGGCUGUUCGCGGAGAUCUCCGGCUGGCCGCACUUUACCCACCUAAACGCCACCGAAGGCAGCACCCCCGUCCCCAUUGAACCGCACGCACAUCCCCAGGCGGCGUCCCAAACGCCACUCCAAUUGCCACCCCAAUCGCCACCCCAUGCCCCGGCAGCUGCGCCCAAGGUCUAGUUAGGGUCUGGGACCCUGGGACCCUCAUCCCUCGCAAAACAGCUUAAGAGAAGCCACAACAAGCUCGGCUCCCCGCACAACGCCAAGGAGUUCAUUCAGUAUUCAUUAGAUGUCUCUUCGAACAUUUCACAAAUAAAGCAAUUUCUAGAUGAUAACACUUAAACAUAA